CAUUAAACUCAGUAAUUACUCAGUCGUAACCAUCGUUCAUGACGUCAUUCGUCCCCAUAGCAGCAACGGCUGCAACAACAAUUGCUUCAUAUUCCAUUUUGCUAAACCCGAGCCAACUGCAGAUAGAGAAUCCACAAGCAGCGCACCGCAUCAAGCUCAUAAAUACCUGGAGGAUCCCGACAGGUAGCCGCGUUCUUGAAAUUGGCUGUGGACAGGGGACUUGCACCACGGUCCUGGCCGAGGCCGUUGGACCUAAUGGUCACGUUGACGCUAUAGACCCCGGCUCCCCAGACUAUGGUACCCCAGUCACUCUUGCUCAGGCACAGGCUCACAUUUCCUCGGGCAGUUUGGGAAGCCGUAUCUCCUGGCAUAAUUCCCAGCCUGAGGGUUUCUUGGCGCAGCACCCAGAUAAGUCAUGGGACUUUGUUGUUUUAGCGCACUGCAUAUGGUACUUUGCUUCUUCAGAGACUCUCGUUAGUCUACUUACUGCGCUGAAACCCCGAGCCGGCAAGCUUGUAAUAUCCGAGUACAGCCUCAAGGCAACUGAAAGGGCUGCUAUACCGCACGUCAUGGCUGCCAUGACUAGGGCUGCCUUGGAAGCUCACAACAAGCACAGUGAUGCUAAUAUUCGUUGUCUCUCGAGCCCAAGCAGUAUCAAAGACGCAGCAAAAACUGGUGGCUGGAAAUUGGAAGAAGAAAGUUUUAUAAUUCCAGAGGAGGACCUUCAAGAUGGGAGGUGGGAGACCUCAACAGUCUUAAGCACACAGUUCUUGUUGGAAAUCGACCAACACGUUGCAGAAACGACUCUAAAGACCACUUUGCGCUCAUCCCGUGACGCUGUCAUCGAAGCCGUUGGUCAGCUUAACGGAAGCAAGGUUCGCACCAUGGAUGUCUGGGUUGCGCAAUUUCAGUAGUUAUUUAUUAGAUAAAAUAGGCAGACAAUCUAGACCAACUGCCUAGAAUUCACUCUACUACGACCUGGCGCUCGAGGUUAAGGACGGGUCAUAAAACAUCACUGCAAACAAAUCAUUGCUCCAUUUAUGGAUGUGGUCCCAUAUACCCCCCAAGAUGUGUCUGCCGGUAGAGAAGAAAUAUAUUAUUU
Talaromyces proteolyticus is the source of this 1102-nucleotide messenger RNA. Its product is annotated as SAM-dependent methyltransferase. The record is from RefSeq and is a predicted model, not a curated record. The coding region runs from base 39 to 914 and encodes 291 amino acids. NCBI's taxonomy places the organism in Eukaryota, Fungi, Ascomycota, Eurotiomycetes, Eurotiales, Trichocomaceae. The transcript has a single exon.